AUGGAAACAGCAAGCAAUACAGUGGUAGAAACGAAUACAGUAAAACAUAAAGUAAAACAGUGUAAAUGCGGCUCACCCACCCAUCUAAGAGUAAACAGCAAUACAUGCCCCCUAAAAAAGCAAAAAGAACCAACGCAUGGUCCAGACGAGAAAAAAGAGAUCUUCGUGAUCAAAUGCUCCUUGAAAAAUAUCUGUAGAGACGCUAAGCUCAUUGAUCAAAUAUCUCUCGUCACGGCACACACAACAAAAGUGAUAUGGCUCUUAACGAAGGGUGAAGAAGUUCCGAUUAUGAGUCAGAAUGAUAUCUACUCCAUCUUUACCGUCGCCACUGGUAAAGGCAAAAAGUUUCCCAGUUAUAUUCAACAAUACUUUGUUGAGUUUUGCAAUGAAUGUGAAAUUGAUAACAUAUUCCUACGAUCCCUCAAGAGUAUUGGAUGUUCUUCUAUUUUAUCCAUUGUAUGUAGACAAUACGAUGUGCUCAUAUGCAACCACGUAUGUGAGAAUCACGAAAGGAGAACAAUUCGCUUCUUUAUGGAAUCCUUGUCGGAUAAAGACUCUACAUUUUUUUGCAAGGGCUUAUCUGUUAACGAAAGAGAAUCCCUAGCUAACUAUAUCUAUUCGCUAAAAUCUGUAUGGCCGUCAUUUGUCGAAAAAAAAAAUCAACAUUUUAAAGAGAUUGUGUACAUUAUGGAAGAAAAAUUAGUCACCGUUGCCUCCAAGUCCUACAUUUAUAGGAAGUUAAAAGAACUAACGUUUACUUCAAUACUCAAUAGACAAAACUUCAAAUCCUUGCAGGAACAAGUCCUGCAAAGCAUUAAUUCAAAUGUUCCACUCAUCCCUGGGCGGAAAUUAUUCAAAGUCAAGCCUCAUUUACCUGCUCUGGAAACGUUUGUCACAAGUGUCAAAUCAAGAAUUACUGAUGGAACAUUCACGCGUGAAAAAUAUAUGAAUAAACGCGGCUACCGGUUUUUCACUCUAUUACCGACCUAUUCAUUUGAAACAAAUACUAAAACCGAAUCGGAUCUAUCAGAUUUCUACUACAAGCUUUUUGACUUUUCCAAACUGGGAUUUCGCUCUCUCGAGAGUCCUUCACAAGGCAGAAAGCAGUUCAAAAACGUCGUGCUUACUGGAAAAAAAAGAAAAGUUUCCGUAGUAAAACAGCCAGCCGACUUUCUCGAAGAUAUUGAAAACGGCUGUACUGUCUGGGGGAGUAGACCCUGGUGUCAAUAUAAUCUUCACCGCCGUAGAUACAUCUGGGAGGCAAAGGACAACCAGUAUUAUAACGAGAAUAAUUGGAAGCCCAAACUGAAAUUCCAAUAUUACAUGAAGGAACAAAAAGGUGUGCAUGAGAUUUGCAAGAGGUUCGUCUAUAACAGCAGCAAAUAUCAUCAGAAGUCAUCUACUAGUGAAAAGUCAGUUAUUAAUAAUGUAAGCAAAAUCUAUCCACCUACUCCGACCAACCAUAAAGAAAGGCCAGUAAAAACAAUCAUUGCUUUGGGCGAUGGUGUGUUUAAUACUAGUUCACGAAGCAACAGGUCGUCACCGGUCAGAACGAUUACAAAAGCGUUGAAGAGGUAUUGUGGACAGCAGUUAGAAGUAGUAAUGGUUGAUGAAUACCUCACCAGCCAAAUCUGCAACAAGUGUAAGAUCAGAAACGUCGAGAUUGUGGUGACCAAAAAAUCAAAGCGAAGAGUAGACAUAAUAUUACAGUGUCAACAAAACACUUGUAAUAUUUGUCUGAGCCAAUUCAAGCGUAAAGACGCAACUAUCGAUGAACCAUCCCCGUUCUUUACAUUUUUAAAGGUAAGCAAAUCAUCUGAAAAGUGA
Cokeromyces recurvatus is the source of this 1827-nucleotide messenger RNA. RefSeq lists its product as uncharacterized. The coding region runs from base 1 to 1827 and encodes 608 amino acids. NCBI's taxonomy places the organism in Eukaryota, Fungi, Mucoromycota, Mucoromycetes, Mucorales, Mucoraceae. The transcript has 11 exons. The record is from RefSeq and is a predicted model, not a curated record.